AUGGGAGAUGAUGCUUCCUCUGAGAUUUUGGAUUCUAAUCCAAAUCCAAGUGCAAGCAAAUGUACAUCAAGGAAAAUGGACUAUACCUUACCACCAAAGAAUCUGCCUACACCUAUAUAUGCUGCUUUCGGAGACAAACAAGAAUAUCAGAGAACGGGCAAGAGUUGUAAAAUGGAAGAGGAGGAUGACAUGGUCCAGAAUGGAAAUUUCAACGAUGCGAAAUCUAAAGCUAAAUUUGGUAAAUAUCCCCAUUUUUAUGAUCACAUUAUCAAGAAUGCCUCAAGAAAGCAAGAAUGCAGUGGAAAAAGUACUAAAGUAUCUGCCUACACCUUUUUGGAAAUCAUACUGGAGAGCUAUCUCCGUGAUAAGGUUAUGAUCGUUCCAGCCUCAUUUGCUAGGAUAUAUAUGCGGGGUGCUUCAAAGGAUAUCAGAGUAAAGAGUAGUAAAGGUGAUGGAAGAGAGCGGGCAGUCCAGAGUGAUUGGAUUAGGAGAGGUGGAUGUUUGCGCUUAAACGGAUGGGCUGAAUUUUACAAUGACAAUUAUUUGGUGGAAGCAGAUGUUUGUCUCUUUGAGCUGAUUCACAUGAGGAAUAUUGUCCUUAAAGCUUCAGUGUUUCCUGCAUAUUUGGAGUAA
Ricinus communis (castor bean) is the source of this 633-nucleotide messenger RNA. RefSeq names its product B3 domain-containing transcription factor VRN1. The coding region runs from base 1 to 633 and encodes 210 amino acids. The transcript is spliced from 3 exons. The record is from RefSeq and is a predicted model, not a curated record. NCBI's taxonomy places the organism in Eukaryota, Viridiplantae, Streptophyta, Magnoliopsida, Malpighiales, Euphorbiaceae. Gene Ontology annotation, molecular function: DNA binding.